Molecule: messenger RNA, 1526 nt
Organism: Prinia subflava (tawny-flanked prinia)
Lineage: Eukaryota; Metazoa; Chordata; Aves; Passeriformes; Cisticolidae
Product: fumarylacetoacetate hydrolase domain-containing protein 2-like
Exons: 7
Coding region: 469-1458 (329 amino acids)
Molecular function (GO): catalytic activity
Source: RefSeq, a predicted model, not a curated record
CCCCCAGGACCGGGGAGGGACACGGGAACGGGGGAAUCCCCCGAGUCGGGGCUGUGUGGGACUGAGGGGGAUAGCCCUUGGAUCGGGGGCAUCCUCAGGACCGGGGCUGUGUGGGAUAAACGUGGGGAUCCCUGGGACUGGAGCUGUGCGAGAUCGGGACUGUGCCGAACUCGGGGUGAGGGGAAUGUGGGGUCGGUGAAGAGUUCCAUGGAGCCGAGGGAUUCGUUAGGAUCGGACCGAGUGGGCGAGAAAUGAGGUGGAAUUCCCCGGGUCUGGGUUUCUGCAGGAUCAGGGGAAUCCUUAUGACUGGGCUGAGCGGAAUCGGGGUGGGGGGAAUGUCCUCAUUCCAGCGGGAUCAGGACGGCAUCCCCUGGGACUGGGGGCAUUCUGGGGAUCGCGACCCGGUGGGCUUGGGGGAGUGACCCUCGAACACUGGGGUUGCGUGGGACCCCCCGGGGUCGGGGCUAGAUGGAAUCGGGGGGAGGGAUCCCCCUGGGUGCCGGGAUUCAUCCCGAGCCGAGGGGGAUCCGCUGCCCCGGGUCCCCUCCGGCGGGAUCCCGAGCUCCGGUGCCACAGGGGAUGCGCACGGCGCUGCGGCUGGUGCGGUUCCGCGGGGCCGCGGGCGGGGGGCCCAGGCUCGGGCUGGAGGAGGCGCCCGGGGGGGACCUGGUGGAUCUGAGCGCGGCGGAGCCGGAGCUGCCCCGAUCGAUGCGGGAAUUCCUGGAGAUCGGCCCCCGCGGGCUGGAGCUCGCCCAGAGAGCACUGGAGUCGGGGCAGCACCGGGUGCUCCGGGCGACUGCGCAGCUGCUGGCACCCAUGGGGGACCCCGAGAAGGUGAUCUGUGUGGGGCUCAACUACCACGACCACUGUCAGGAGCAGGGCGUGAAGGUCCCCAAGGAGCCCCUCAUCUUCAGCAAGUUCCCCAGUGCCAUCACUGGCCCCUUCGAUGACAUUGUGCACCCCCAGGACACCAGUGAGCUGGACUGGGAGGUGGAGUUGGCUGCCAUCAUUGGGAAGAGGGGGCGACACAUUGAGGAAGCGGCAGCACUGGAGCACGUGCUGGGCUUCACAGUGGCCAACGACGUGAGUGCCCGCGACUGGCAGAUGCGGCGAAAUGGGCGGCAGUGGCUGCUGGGGAAAACCUUCGACACCUUCUGUCCCCUGGGGCCGGCCAUUGUCACCAGGGAGGCGGUGGCAGAUGUCCAUAACCUGUGGAUCCGCUGCAGCGUCAAUGGGCACCGGAUGCAGGACAGCAACACCCGCCACCUCAUCUUUGGGGUGCCCGCCCUUGUUGCCUGGGUGUCCCGGUUUGUGACACUGGUCCCUGGGGACAUCCUGCUGACAGGGACCCCUGCGGGAGUGGGAGUCUUUCGGAAACCACCCGUUUUCCUCAAGCGCGGUGAUGAGGUACAGUGUGAGAUUGAGGAGCUGGGCACCAUUUGCAACCGGGUGGUCUGAUGGUGGAGAGAAGCCACAGAUCCCACCUCCCCUCAAGGGGGUCAAUAAAUCCACGAGUGAUUGGGUCA